GGCCCCCCAGCCCACCCCACGCCGCCCUCUCCGGACCUCGUCGGACCGGGCCGCGGAAGCGCCGGCGGGGCAGAGGGUCGCGCUUCCGGCCCGACCCGCUUUUCACAGUCCCCUCUCGCUUCCCUUUCCGCUUCCGGCGGACUGCGGGGCUGCGGCGGGAGAGGCGCGGCGGCGGCAUGUUGCGGCGACCGGCGUGGCAGGUGCUUCGACAGUUUGUAAGACAUGAGUCUGAAACAGCUGGCUCCUUGGUACUUGAAAGAUCCAUGAAUCGUGUUCAAUUACUUGGGCGUGUUGGACAGGACCCCAUCAUGAGGCAAGUGGAAGGCAAAAACCCUGUUACCAUAUUUUCUCUUGCAACCAAUGAGAUGUGGAGAACAGGAGACAGUGAUGUAGGCCAAGGAGGUGAUAUCAGUCAGAAGACAACAUGGCACAGAAUCUCUGUCUUCAGACCUGGCCUCAGGGAUGUUACUUAUCAGUAUGUGAAGAAGGGUUCUCGAAUCUUUGUUGAAGGGAAGAUAGACUAUGGUGAAUAUACAGAUAAAAACAAUGUGAGGAGGCAGGCCACAACAAUUAUAGCAGAUAAUGUGAUUUUUCUGAGUGAAGGUAGUAUGAAAGAUAAGGUGUGAGGCCGUUUUUGCUUGGACCCAGGCCAUUUCAUUCCUUUUGUUUUAUGAAGCUUCAUAAUUCUGUAAUCAUGUGUAUUGCUGUAGUUUCUUUAAAAAAUAAAUAAAAUGUUUGAUACCUACAGGGCUAUCUCUGU
This is a messenger RNA of Calypte anna (Anna's hummingbird), 760 nucleotides long. It is a transcript of the gene SSBP1, whose product is annotated as single stranded DNA binding protein 1. Gene Ontology annotation, molecular function: single-stranded DNA binding. NCBI's taxonomy places the organism in Eukaryota, Metazoa, Chordata, Aves, Apodiformes, Trochilidae. Gene Ontology annotation, cellular component: mitochondrial nucleoid. Gene Ontology annotation, biological process: positive regulation of helicase activity; mitochondrial DNA replication. The coding region runs from base 177 to 626 and encodes 149 amino acids. The transcript is spliced from 7 exons. The record is from RefSeq and is a predicted model, not a curated record.